AUGUUGCAAGGCGUCAGCGCCAUCACCCAUGACAGCAACGAUGAUGGCCUCAAUCAAUCAUUCAUGGCUCAUGUGUCGCCUGGCGCUAGUCUUGCCCCCAAUCAGGGCCCGUCCUCCAUGCUGCAGAAUGACAAAUUCCUAACACAUGUCGCCCAUCUGCUCAACAUAACGACCGAGAAUCUUUCGAAUCUGCUCAGUUCAGACAAAGGCACCAAUGGCAGUGCCGUGGCCGCGGACUCGUCGGCCGACGACUCCCUGGCCCUGCUCACCGUGCUCACCGUCUGCUACGCCCUCAUAUUCGUGGCCGGGGUGCUGGGCAACCUGAUCACCUGCAUCGUGAUCGCUCGCAACAACUUCAUGCACACGGCCACGAACUUUUACUUGUUCAACCUGGCGGUGUCCGACCUGAUUCUGCUGGUCUCAGGCAUUCCUCAGGAGCUGUACAACCUGUGGUACCCGGACAUGUACCCGUUCACCGACGUCAUGUGCAUUAUGGAAAGCGUGCUCUCAGAGAUGGCUGCCAAUGCCACAGUCCUCACCAUUACCGCGUUCACCGUGGAGCGAUACAUCGCUAUCUGUCAUCCGUUUCGGCAGCACACCAUGUCGAAGCUGUCUCGCGCCAUUAAGUUUAUAUUUGCCAUUUGGCUGGCGGCCUUCCUGCUGGCCCUGCCCCAGGCCAUGCAGUUCUCCGUGGUCUUCCAGAACAACGGAUACUCCUGCACGAUGGAGAACGACUUCUAUGCCCACGUGUUUGCCGUGUCCGGCUUCAUCUUCUUCUGCGGACCCAUGACGGCCAUCUGCGUGCUGUACGUCCUCAUCGGCGUGAAGCUGAAGCGGAGUCGCCUGCUGCAGUCGCUUCCGAGACGGGCCUACGACGCCAACCGUGGACUUAACGCUCAGGGCAGAGUCAUCAGAAUGUUGGUAGCUGUAGCCGUCGCCUUCUUCCUCUGCUGGGCUCCCUUCCACGCACAGCGUCUGAUGGCCGUGUACGGCCUGUCGCUGAUUAACAUUGGGAUCAACCGGGAUGCCUUUAACGAUUACUUCCGCAUACUUGAUUACACAUCCGGAGUGCUCUAUUUUCUGUCCACCUGCAUUAAUCCGCUGCUGUACAACAUCAUGAGCCACAAGUUUCGGGAGGCUUUCAAGAUCACGCUGACGCGCCAGUUUGCCCUGGCCAGGAACCAUCACAACCAGCAGAGCCAGCACCACCAACACAACUACAGUGCUCUGCUGAGGCAGAACGGAUCGAUGCGGCUGCAGCCGGCCAGCUGCAACAACAACGCCCUGGAGCCGUACGGCUCCUACCGAGUGGUGCAGUUCCGAUGCCGGGACGCCAGCCACCAGCUGUCGCUGCAGGACAGCAUUCGGACCACCACAACGACAACGACGAUUAACAGCAGCAGCAUGGGCGGAGGCGGCGGCGGCGGCGGCGGCACCAGCACCACCAACGGACCUGGCAGACGCAUCCGCAAGCAGGACUUCUACGGCGCCGGCACAGGCAGUGCUGUGCCCCACCGCAUGCUGGCGGCCCAGGUCUCUCAGCUGUCCUCGCUGGGCGACGCCAACUCCCUGCUAGAGACCGAGGUGGUGGAUGUGGGUCGGCACUACUCCUCCGUGCGGGCAAAGCGCGCUUUAAUGGCUACCAAGAGCGGGGCGAUGCUCGUGACGCCCUCGCCCUCGGAGCAGCCAGAGAACAGCCAGCCGGCCACACGCCUCAAGCUAUCGCGGGUCAUAAGCCGUCGCGACGAAGCUGUAGCAGCGGCCACGGCUGCCACCGCUCCCUACAGUGGCAACCACAGCCACAGCCACAGCCUCCCCGACCCAGAGACCCUCCAGGCCGGAACGCCGCGCGAGUCGCGCAAGUUUCCCUGGCGAAAGCGGAGACAGAAGCGGGACGACGCGCACUCCUCCCAGUGAAGGGCGCAGGCAGAGAUAGCCGUGGCUAUGCUUAGUUAGGCAUUGUUUAGUUAGCACAAUAAACUUUCUGAUCUGUGGACGAGUCGAGCCGCUUGUGAAAAACUUUGUCCGGCUGGAAAAGGGCUCGAAUCGUGGGCUUUGGCUUUGGCGAUUUGCAUGCAAAUUUCAUUUUGCCAAUUGGCCAUAAAAAUAAAAUCUACGACGACGAUGGAGAAGAUGGCGACGCCUGCGGUGGCGAUGGCGGCUUCGAGUGGGCCAGACGAUUUAUGUUGGGCAUAAGCCCAGUUAAUGAGGCAUCGAAGUGACGUGACAAACUUUCUUGCCCCCGCCACAGACAGAGCCUCAUAGCCCGUCGUCGCCGCAUCUACCGCAUCCUAGAGUAGUGCAGUCAUAAAUUAAGUGUUAAGUGUUAAGUGCUGAGCUACGAGUAAAUAAAACGAAUA
Messenger RNA from Drosophila persimilis, 2360 nucleotides. RefSeq names its product neurotensin receptor type 1 (gene PK2-R1). The transcript has 6 exons. Gene Ontology annotation, molecular function: neuropeptide receptor activity. Gene Ontology annotation, biological process: neuropeptide signaling pathway. The coding region runs from base 1 to 1917 and encodes 638 amino acids. The record is from RefSeq and is a predicted model, not a curated record. NCBI's taxonomy places the organism in Eukaryota, Metazoa, Arthropoda, Insecta, Diptera, Drosophilidae. Gene Ontology annotation, cellular component: plasma membrane.